Messenger RNA from Ixodes scapularis (black-legged tick), 1884 nucleotides. RefSeq names its product UPF0488 protein CG14286. The record is from RefSeq and is a predicted model, not a curated record. Lineage: Eukaryota; Metazoa; Arthropoda; Arachnida; Ixodida; Ixodidae. The transcript is spliced from 6 exons. Bases 155 to 655 code for a protein of 166 amino acids.
CUUCGAAAGUCUAGCAACAAUCAUGGCGCCCCCCACGGAGCAUGUUUACGCUGUUUACGCAUGUGUUUACGACACGACCGGCUUGGUCGUAGUCGUGGUUUAAGAGGGUCGCUCACUUGUUUUCGGGCCCUAAUCAUAACGCACGUGGACAGAGAUGUCAAAGUCGAAGAAGGGGCUCGGUCAAGUCAGUACAACAGUUAUCACGAAACUACCGAAAACUUGUGUCAAACCUGCGUCAACGACUAUCCCUAAGACCGACGAGCCCGACGAAGAGGAGGAUUUGCAAGAGCGGUUCGAACGCGAGCUGUGUUGGUGCGUGGAGCAGCUAAACAUUACGCUGUCAGAAACCGACCCCAGCAAAAAGAAAUACUCUGAGUACCUGCGCGCCCUUCAAACUCUCCAGAACCCAAAGACCUGCAUGGUCAAAAAGCGUCAAGUCAUGAGCACCACACUCGGAAACUACAGGGACAAAAUGAGGCAACAAAAGUCAAAAUUUAUGGCAGAAUGUGCACGAAAGACAAAUCUGCAAACUAGUGGCAGUGCCGUGCCAAAGUCCAUCUUCCUGAAAACGACUGCGUCGAAGCAUGGCAAGGACGAGGCUCCAUUGCCCUCGCAGUUCCAGUUCGGGUUUGCCAUUGACGAGGAGGCAUCCUGAGCCGGGCUCCGUCCUCGCCUGACACCAGGCCGUGGGUCUGACUUUCCCUGCCUCUGGUGCUGACUUUCCUGGACGGAUCGCAGCAGGGUGUUGGGUCUGCUAGUGUUUUUGAGCGGGGUUCGCUCGACACUUCCGGGAGUGUCCGCUCGCUUCUUGGCCACCUUCUUCUGUAGGCUGGCUUUGGUUUUUCCCUCUGAUAUGGAAACAAAAAAACAAAAAAUUGUGGGCUUGGUAAGGCUAAAUUUGGCACCCAGAUAUCUGGCCCGCAAAACGCGAUAAUCUACAGACGGUCCCAGCGUCUGUGCCAUGUUAGAAAAGCAUCAAAUGAGGGUGUAGCAUGGAGAGGGUUUGCUGCAGGGCCAUUAAGGACUCCAAGAACUGUUAGACAAGCGGGUGGUAAAUGCUGAAGUACCAUCAGUCUUUUUGUGUUUUUUUUCUGUCCGUCUUUGAAACGGCUUUUUAAACUGAACUACACAUUUGGAAUGUGUGAAUAAGUCAGUCGCAAAGUAGAAAAAACAAUUGUGUUAAACACACUUUUUUUUUUUUUUUUUUCUGCUUUUACACGACAAUUAGUAAAGCCGCCAGACCCCAUGCGUCAUUGUGGCGUGGCGGCAGGCUUGCUAGACAUGAAGCUACAAUAACAAUAUAACCAUGAUUUCGUGACUUUCACAUCACACUCCGUGUGGCAUGCACAUUAAAGGGGCUAUGACGUCCCAAAAAAGAAAAGAAAGAUUAUUGUUUAUCUUCUGCUUAACUUUCAAAUUCAUGUAUCAAAAUACCGAAGCCAACAAUGCCAUGGUUUGGCUUGUACCUUCUUUUAAACCAACACCUAAUACUUGACCACUCACUGAGCAGGGUGGCAUUUAUUGCAAGCAGAUAUAAUGUCAUCCACCUGUUUGGCUUGCGUUACACGGGCUGUCUAAGGAUGGUGAGCCAACUCGGCAGCAGAGUUUGGCUGAGGUGUCGGUGGUUAGUGCAUCGGUAGUUCUAGACAUCUGGUUGUUUCACGACUAGCUGUAGGGGCCUUGAUUUCUUUUACUAGCUUUGACAUUGUCAAUGGUUUGUAACUGAAACAGAUGUAAACACCAGACCACGAUCGCAACUCGGCCUCUUGUUCACCUUGUCAAAUUAUCCCACUAACAGAUACAGAAUAAGUAAUGUCAUGGGUGAAAAUUUCCAUAAAUAAAAAAGCAUGGAUAAAAGAAUUACAAGAAAAAUAUAAUCCUAAA